AUGGCAACGAAAAUCAUCUACUUCACAGUGAAUGGGAGACCAGAGAAGGCUGAAUUCCCGAUGGACUGCCCUGCUCAGGAUGUCAAAGAUCUGUUCCGCUCUGCAGCCGAGGCAGGACCCCAUGACAUCCUGAAGCUGUACAACCCCAAAGGCAACAUCAUCAACAUCUCCCCGAGUCUGGAGCCCAACAGCCCAAACUCCUGCUACAAGCUGGAGGUGGUGGCCGCCGAGUGCAACAGUGAGCCGUUAGGUGCAGAGCUUGCUGGUGCGCUCGGAUUUGACCUCUUAUCCAUGGAGAAAAGACUGCAGGGCCUGGAGAAGAAACUCCUGAUUGAAGCCGGUGAGACCCCUGCAGUUGUGUAUGAGAUGAAGAAACAGGUGGAUCGAUUCCGGGACAAACUAGAGAGUGUGGAGCAUCUGAGCUGGCUGGGAUUAUUUAAAGAUCUGUCAGAGGGAACACACAAGCCCUCCCCAUUUUACCACAAGAGAACCCUACGAAAAACCAGGAAGGAGUGUGAGCAUGUACGGGAAAAGUUUCUUCAAAUGAGCUCCCUGGAGGUAUCAGACGAAGUGAGGCAGUACUUAAAGACCCCAACCUUUGAUAACUGGCAGUGGGAGGACGCAGAGAUAAUGGUGCUCCUGCAUGUCAUGUACGCAGAUUUAGAUUUCAUAGCGACCUUCAACAUUGAGCCUGAAGUCCUGCAACAGUUCCUGUUUGAAGUCUAUCAAAGAUACAACAACAUCCCUUUCCACAACUUCAAGCAUUGCUUCUGUGUUACCCAGAUGAUGUAUGGUUUGAUCUGGCUGACUGACCUGAGGAGUAAGAUGGACAGCAUUGACCUGCUGAUCAUGUUGACCUCUGCAGUUUGCCAUGACCUCGAUCACACAGGAUACAACAAUGCCUAUCAGAUAAAUGCUCGGACAGAACUUGCUCUUCGCUACAAUGACAUCUCUCCACUGGAGAACCACCACUGUGCUGUAGCUUUUGGUUUACUGGAGAAGACAGAGAGCAACAUCUUCAGAAAUGUGUCCAUGGAUCAAUAUAAACGGAUAAGGGAAGGGAUCAUAAAAUGCAUUCUGGCCACAGACAUGACAAGGCACAAUGAGAUUCUCAACAAGUUCAAGUCCAUCCUGCCAGCUUUUGACUUCACCAACAAGGACCACAGAGAUGUGCUGAUGAUGAUUCUGAUCAAAGUGAGCGACAUAUCCAAUGAGGCGAGGCCCAUGGAGGUGGCUGAGCCUUGGUUGGACUGUCUUCUGCAGGAAUUCUACAACCAGAGUGAUAUGGAGAAGUUGGAGGGUCUUCCAGUCACCCCAUUCAUGGAUCGGGACAAAGUAACCAAGCCUUCAUCUCAAACAGGCUUCAUCAGAUUUGUCCUUUUGCCUCUCUUCAUCGAGCUGGCCAACCUUUUCCCCUGCCUGGAGCAACACAUUAUCGAUCCAGUACGGAAGGCUCUUGAUUACUACACAGAGAUGGAGAAAGCACUGGAGAGGGAGACACAGAACCGGGCUCAGAGUGAGAAUGCAGCCAAGAGUAAGGAGACACAGAGCACAGCUGACAGCCAGACUGAUGCUGUUGGCCCCGAAGCCCCGAAACCAGACGCACAGUGAACUAUGGUGAACGGCACAUUAUAUUUAUAUUGAUUUAAAUGUUUUAGCACCGUUUACAUUUGUACUUUUGCUCAAGUAUUUACUGGGCUAAGCACAAGUUGCCAUUCUAAGCAGUGCCUGUUGUAGUUUUGGUGUAUGCAGUAUUAUCUGUAAUGUGAUGAGAUAGAACCUAACUUUUACUUUAUAAUUUUGCUGGAGGGUUAAAAAUUAAUUCUCAACACUAGUAGGCUACAUUUUAAAAGAGAAUUUCCAAAGUACAGUUCAACAAAUUAGUUUGCCUGAAUUAUGUUUUAAUAUUAAUCAAUAUUUUGAUUCUACCAAAGGAAUGCGUGACAAAGGAUUAACAGAUUAUAGAUAUUUACAUUUCGGACAACAUUGCAUUUCUACUCCAGUGUUGUUUGUUUUGGAAUAAAUAAACUGCAUAUACUGUAAGUUGCUUUGGUUGCAUUGCAUCAGUUGCAUAUGUGAUGUAAGAAACCGCACACCAGAUUCCCUCACCCAGCAUGUGAUUGUACUAAAUUUUUUUGGGUUGUUGGAGUGUAACUAAAAAAAAUAAUGACUCAGUGGGAACUUCAAUCGAGUGUCUUUGGAAUGAAGUACAGAAAAACAGUAUAUAGAAAAGUGCUUUUUCUUUGUUAUGAUCUCAAGGUUCUUAUGUCACCUUUGAAUAAAACCAAUGAAAAUUAAAUAUUAAACAGCUUUUCCAUUUUCAUUUUAAUAUGUCAGAGAAUGCCCAUAGGAGUAUGUGAAAAUGUAAAUUAUUGCAAUUUUAUUUACAGUUUUAUACAUAUGAUGGAAAAUUCUAAUGCUAUUGUGGAAUUACAUUUUCAAUUUUAGUUUACAUUACCAUUUUAAUAUAGCCCCCUAUAGGCUUCCAUAGUAUGAGUAAACUUUACGUCUAGUAUGUCAUCUUUCGAGAAGAAGUAACAUGGUGCUUUACA
Messenger RNA from Micropterus salmoides (largemouth bass), 2552 nucleotides. Its product is annotated as high affinity cGMP-specific 3',5'-cyclic phosphodiesterase 9A. Gene Ontology annotation, molecular function: 3',5'-cyclic-GMP phosphodiesterase activity. The record is from RefSeq and is a predicted model, not a curated record. The coding region runs from base 1 to 1611 and encodes 536 amino acids. Gene Ontology annotation, biological process: cGMP catabolic process. The transcript is spliced from 14 exons. Lineage: Eukaryota; Metazoa; Chordata; Actinopteri; Centrarchiformes; Centrarchidae.